Messenger RNA from Teleopsis dalmanni, 648 nucleotides. Its product is annotated as S-phase kinase-associated protein 1-like. Gene Ontology annotation, biological process: ubiquitin-dependent protein catabolic process. The coding region runs from base 137 to 523 and encodes 128 amino acids. The transcript is spliced from 2 exons. Lineage: Eukaryota; Metazoa; Arthropoda; Insecta; Diptera; Diopsidae. The record is from RefSeq and is a predicted model, not a curated record.
UUGAAGUAGUUACUGACGGCGAAAUCGUAUCUUUUGUUUCACAGUUAAAUUUAACUAAAAAUUUUCAAAAGUAUAUAAAAAGCUAUUGAAAGAAUUUGUUUCUAAAAGAUUAAUAAGUGAUCGAUAACGAACUAUAAUGUCUUUAAUAUAUUUGCGAGGAGCUGACAACUCAUUGUUUUGCAUUAACAUGGAAGUUGCUAAACGUUCGGGUGUCAUAUUGGGAUUAAUUGAGGUCGGCGAUGUUCGCCCGGGGGAUGAAAUACCAUUGAUAAAUAUCGACUUUUAUGUAUUAGAAGCCGUCGUACACUGGUUAAAUCAUUAUUAUAUUAAUCCAUAUAAUCCGGCUAUAGUGGCACCAUGGAGUCAAUACUUCUUCUAUAAGGAUAUUCAUUUGUUGGCCUCUAUAAUGGCAGCCGCAUGUGACUUAAAUAUACUUGAUAUGAUCAAGGAUAUGGGCAACAUUAUUGGUCUUGUGCUAAGAACCAAGACAUUGGACGAAUUAAUCGAACUUUUCGGCCAUUAAAUAAAUUAAUGUUUCGGUAUGAUUUUAUGAUUAUAAAAAAUUAUAUUAUUAAUACAAUAGUUUAGUAUUAUUUGAGAUGCCAAUUUGCAAAAUGACCACUGUCAUAUGUUAAAAAAAUAGUUAUA